AUGGUCGGUGAGAAUCCACCGCCACCGAAGCACGACGAUGAUCCAACAAACCACGAUUCACCCUAUUAUCUGCAUCCAUCGGAUUACCCGAAACAGAUGCAGGUAAACGAAAACCUCUCCGACAACAAUUUCAAUGACUGGCUCCAAGAAAUGACCAAUUUCUUGUUUGCCAAAAACAAAAUCGGGUUCUUUGACGGAUCCCUUGUCAAACCCAAGAAGACAGAUGCGAAAUACAUGAGCUGGAUGCGGUGUGACGCCAUGAUUAAAGGAUGGCUCACCACCGCAAUGGAGAAAGACAUACGCAGCAAUGUCAAGUAUGCGGGCACGGCGGCAGAAAUCUGGAGCGACUUACAAGAAAGAUUUGGGAAGGAAAGUGCGCCCCGAACCUACGAACUCAAGAGGGCGAUCACAACAACUCGGAAAAAUGGGUCCUCUGUCUCAGCAUACUUCACGAAACUGCAUGUGUUGUGGGACGAGAUGGACAACGUUUUACCAAAUCCACAAUGUGAAUGUGAAGGAUGUAACUGUGACCUCGGAAAAAAAUGGUUGCACUGA
This is a messenger RNA of Helianthus annuus (common sunflower), 555 nucleotides long. RefSeq lists its product as uncharacterized. The coding region runs from base 1 to 555 and encodes 184 amino acids. NCBI's taxonomy places the organism in Eukaryota, Viridiplantae, Streptophyta, Magnoliopsida, Asterales, Asteraceae. The transcript has a single exon. The record is from RefSeq and is a predicted model, not a curated record.